Closterium sp. NIES-65 is the source of this 594-nucleotide messenger RNA. The record is from the annotation of a GenBank genome assembly. Lineage: Eukaryota; Viridiplantae; Streptophyta; Zygnematophyceae; Desmidiales; Closteriaceae.
AUGACUCGAAGCUCAUGCAUAUCCGAGAACCAGUGCGCGUGUCACUCGGCUCUGUUACCCGUCGCUCUCGCUCCCAUUCAGCCGUAUCCACUCCCUCACUACCCGUUGACACCUCUCCAACCCACCUCACAAUCACUCCGUCCCAUCCACCCCGCCAUCUCCUCUCCCUUACCUCCCCGCCGUCGCCUCCUCCUCCUCGCCGUCACAUCCCUCCUCCCCGCCGUUGCCUCACCUCCUCCCUGCCGUCGCCUCUCCCUCCUCCCCGCCGUCGCCUCUCCCUCCUCCCCGCCGUCGCCUCCCUCCUCCCCGCCGUCGCCUCUCCUCCUCCCCGCCAUCGCAUCUCCUCCUCCCCGCCGUCGUCUCUCCCUUCCCCGCCGUCGCCUCUCCUCUUCCCCGCCGUCGCCUCUCCCUCCUCCCCGCGGUCGCCUCUCCCUCCUCCCCGCCGUCGCCUCUCGUUCCUCCCCGCGAUUGCCUCUCCCCACUCCCUGCAGUCGCCUCUUCCCACUCCCCGCUGUCGCCUCUCCUUCCCUCUCCGCCGUCUCCUCCGGCGACAGGUGCAUUCCCGGUCCUUCCGUCCUCCCUCCCCCCUUCUGA